Pseudo-nitzschia multistriata is the source of this 4466-nucleotide messenger RNA. NCBI's taxonomy places the organism in Eukaryota, Bacillariophyta, Bacillariophyceae, Bacillariales, Bacillariaceae. The record is from the annotation of a GenBank genome assembly.
CCCUUUCGGAUUCGAAUAGCACUCGAUAGCACGGCGCAGAACUGCUGCCUUUUUCCAUUUCCAGUUCCAAAUCCAGUUCGAGUUCGAAUUUGUUGCGAUGGAUUACGACAUUCGCGACCUCGUCCGUUCGAGGUCCAAGGACGAAAGCUCGGCGAACCCCAACACGAACACGAAGGACCACAACCACUACUACGAAAGCAGCGGAAGCGGCAUCUACCGGAGCAAGAGCCACGACUACAGCGACGGGAUCAGCGACAUCGACAACGACGACAUCAGCGGCAUGUACCACGACCUCCAAAAACCCAAGAAGAAACGCAGCGCCAGCAAGUCCAGCAAGAAGAGCCGCGCCGGAAAGCUGGGAAAGCAGAAGAGCGAGAGGAAGCGGUCCAAGUCGAGGGCGCGGUCCCGUUCCCGGAAGCGGCUGUCGGCCAGGGCGGAGGCGACGAGCGGAAACGGCAGCAACAACAACAGCAACAAGAAAAAGAGCAGCGGCAAGGCCGGAAACUCGGGGGAAAUCGACUCGUCGGUGUCCACCGAAACGACGUCCGAAACCCGAUCAACGGAACCCGCCUCGCGGUCCCAGCCCAGCCGGGAGGACGACCGGGAGCGGGGACGCCAGCGGGAGAGCCAGCGGGAGAGCCAGCGGGAACUCCAGAGGGAAAGCCAGCGGGAGAUCCAGCGGCAGCGGACCGUGCGGCGAUCGAGAACCAAGAGCCCACGGGUGAGCCGGCACCGGCUCGAGGAAGACAACCGGAAGGAGGARAAGGGGAGGUCCCGCAGCCAGAGCGUCAAGCGCGGGAGGGAGAGGAAAAGCAAGGACCGUGACCAAUACGAACAACAAUACGAACAACAACACCAAUACGAAUACGAAUACGAACAACAACAACAACAACAACAACAACAACAAAACCAAUACGAACACGAACAAGAAUACCAAUACGACUACGGCCGCAGCGAUUACAACAACAACAACAACAACAACAAUAGUAACGACGAACCCAGCGAGAUCGAGCCGGAGGGGGAUUUCCUGCGCGGCGAGGACGGGCGCCGCGGGAAGGAAAAGCAAAAGCCGAAAGCAAAAGCCAAGCCGGAGAAACAGCGAUCGGUUCGAAAAGCGGCGAGGAGCAAGAGCCGGACCAGAACGAUCGAUGCCACCGUCGAGAGGCUCAAGGAGAGAGACAGGGACAGAGCCAGAGACAGAGACAGGCGCAGCGAUAGGCACCUCGACGCGGAGCAGGCCAGCACCACCAAGAAAGCGACGCGGAGGAGCAGCAGCGCCCGCCCGCCGCGGCGGAGCAGCUCCAAGAGCAGCAAAAAGGCCCUCCGCGAAAAGGAAAGGGACCGGGACAACGAUCCACCGGCUUCCUACGACGGGACGGCCGAGGACGCAAACGCAAACGCAAACCACACCAAGAAAAAGAAGAGGAGCAAGAGCGUGGUGAUCCUGUCGAGCAAAAGGCCGAUGGGGGGCAACGGCAGUGGCAGCGGCAGUGGCAGUGGCAACGGCAAGAAGCGGUCCUCCGCCAUGGCGACGCUGCAAUCCCUCGUCGACGACUACAAGGCCCGGCACAAGAACAACAACCACAAGCACAAGCCGGGCAGGCCCCCGGCGACGCCCACGCCGGAGGAACGACCGCCGUCCCCGGAGCCGAGCCGGUCCUCCUACACCCACAACACGGGGGCGAGCGCGAGCGCGAGCGCAAGCAUCACCACCAACAAAACCAGCACCACCGUGAGUUCUUCGGGUACGCCCAGGCCACCGCCGGGGAGCCGGGCCUCGUCGCGGAGGGCCUCCAGGGAUCCGCAAUCGCAAUCGCAAUCGCAUCCGCAUCCACUUCCUCCGUCCUACCAGAGAACCCCCCCGCCGAUCCCGCGGUGCCCGUUGUCGGCGGCGUCGUCGAAAAAAUCCUCCGUCUCCGUCCCCACMGUGGUGACGACCGACCGGCCGAGGAGCGCGCGAUUCGGGCCUCCCCUGUCGGCUGGACACAGGGCCUCCCGGCGGUCCUCGGCCCCGGCGGACACCCUCUCGGCCUCCAUCGGGAGGGCCCUGCCGACGCUGUCGUCGUCGUCGGCAGCUAGGAACGGCCACCCCAGCGGCCCCCUUGCACCGCCGCCGGUGCUCCCGUCGCUCUCCCCGCACCCUUCCGGAACGCCCUCCCGCGACGGAACAGCCAGCACGGGGACGGGCACGAGCAGCAGAAGCAGCGGCAAUGGCACCGGGCCCGAAACCGAAACCAGCACCGCGAGGCGUCGGAACAGCCUGGGGACGAGGAUCCGGACCCGGAACGGGCACCUSCUCAGCGCGCUCAACCACGCGCUGGUGGAGGAAGAAGAAAAAGAGCGGGAGCUCGAGCGCCAGCAGCGCGAGCRCGAGGAAGAGCARCACGAAAUCGAAGGCUCCUAUCUGCCGGAGGACAACUCCGCCUUUGAGGCCCUGUGGAACCGCGACAGCAGCCACAAGAGCCCGACCGGGGACGGCUUUGGGGAAGGCCCUUGCGACGGGGAAAGCGCGAGCGAMGAUGGCARUGGCCAUGGCUACGCCAAUGACAAUGGCUACGGCACGGGGGACGACGACCGAGACUACUACGGCUACGAGGACUGCAGCGCGGGCCGAGGCUCUCUCCCCGAGGCAGACCCUUCCGAGACCCGGUCGCGAGACCGSCAGCGGGAACUCCUGCUCGAGCAGCAAGAACAGGAGCAGCRSAUGGAAUUCGAGAAGAAACAGCAGCUCGCGGAGGCCGAGCGACGCUUCGAGGCCCGCCUCUGGGAGCAAGAACGGAGGUUCCAGGAGCAGCUGGUGGAGGCCGGCCGACGCUUCCAGGAACAGCACUCGGACCGCGAGCAGCGGUUCCUGGAGGAGCAGAAGSAGGCCAUGCGCCGGUUCCGGGAGGAAGAGGACGAGAGCAACCUCCGCCUGAGCGAGUUCCGGGAGCAGGUGGCCCACCUGCAGGAGGCCCUGGAACAAUCGGUWUCCGUCUCGGAGUCCCGGAAGGAGCAGCUGGAGGACGCCCACCACGAGAACAAGAUGCUCAUGGARGAACUCCAGGAACAGCUGGARCAGGCGAGGGAACGAGAACGAGAACAAGAACAAUUGGAAGCCGACAGCGAGACCAGCGGAAACCSCAAACACAAGAACCAAAACAGYGGCGACGGCAACGGMGGCAACAACGACGACAACGCCCUCAUCGCCGCCGCGUUGACCGCCGCCAACGAYAAGAUAUCGGCCAUGGAGCAAGAGCUGUGGGAUUCCAACAACGUGGCAAAAAUGCAGCUGGAGGAGCUCGACGAGCAGGUCGAGAACCUCCAGUACAAGCUGUCGACGGAACGCGCCGACUUUUCGUCCAAGCUCCAGUCCAGGGACGAGACGAUCGAGGGCCUGCGGAACAAGCUCCGGCGGUACGAGGACGUCUCGGACCCGCAUCUGCACCCACACCCGCAUUCGCAYAUGCAUUCGCACCUGCAUCCCCAUUYGCAUCCGCUGGGCCAAGGCGAAAGCGGCGUCGUCGACGACCUCUCGCGGUCCUCGAAUUCYGGGGCUCCCCAGGCGUCCGCUUCCGCGGCCGGUAGCGCCACCAUCACCACGGACGACGUGCACUCCAUCGAGGCCGCCAAGCAAAAGGUCUACGAGGCCCGCGCGGACGCCACGAUGGUCCGGGAGAGCCUCGAGCUCGCCACCCAGAAAUGCGCCGAGCUGACCCUCGCCAACGAGGAGCUCACCAGCCGCAACGAAGAGCUGGAAGACACCACCGCCGAGCGGGACGAGCUGGAGCUCCGGCUGGUCGAGUGGACCUCCAAGGCCUACGAGUGGAAGACUCGGGCCGAGGAAGCCGAGCGGAACCUGGCGGCCGCCAAAAAGGCCGCCGGCAAGGCCUCCAACAAGGGCGGGCAGCACAAACCGCCGGUUUCCGGCGUUACCGAGGAGGAGUGCAACCCCCAGGGCAUGAUGCUCCUGGCCGCCAUCGAGCGCAACAACAACAACGGCGGCGGCAACGGAGGCAACAACGGCAGCGGCAAUCCAAACGGCGACACCGGCGGAAAGCGGUGGUCCAUCUUUCGCCGCGGCGGCGGCGGCGAGGCGUCCGAUCCCUCCCCCGAGGCCGGCGGGGACUCCCGGUCGUCCGACGGGUCGGAGGAGGACCUGGAGGAGACCGUCGCCAGGCUCCGCAGCGAGCUGGUCCGCCUGUCGACGGCCCACAAGGACGAGGCCUACCUGACCCGCAAGAAGGUCGCCCAGCUCGAGGGGGAGAACCAGGCCCUCCUSCUGCAGAACGCCACCCUCGAGAAGCUCUCGAGGUUCCAGGAGGAGCACUGAUGGGAACGAGCGGUUCACCAGGAAAGGAAAGGAUGGGAAAGCAGAACAGAGCCAAACCGCAAAAGCCACACCGCCGACCGCAAGCAUGCACAUGAAAACAUACAACACUGCACACCCACACACUCGUAAAUGCUUAUAAAUACAGUAGACGAUA